This is a messenger RNA of Callorhinchus milii (elephant shark), 888 nucleotides long. RefSeq names its product somatostatin-1A-like. The record is from RefSeq and is a predicted model, not a curated record. The transcript has 3 exons. The coding region runs from base 206 to 556 and encodes 116 amino acids. Lineage: Eukaryota; Metazoa; Chordata; Chondrichthyes; Chimaeriformes; Callorhinchidae. Gene Ontology annotation, biological process: regulation of cell migration. Gene Ontology annotation, cellular component: extracellular region. Gene Ontology annotation, molecular function: hormone activity.
GAAGACUGUUUGUAGAGGAUGCUGUGCAGUGAAGGGUGUGUUGGGGAUGAAGGUGGCGUGAGGCGGCUUUAUAAGGCGAGUCUAUGGACACCAGGACCAGAAGAUCCAGACGAGGCAGAGCGUCCAGAGAGCCGGUGCUGAACCACGAGCGUUCCUCCGUUCCUCUCUCGCUCCUCCUUUGACAGUUUGGUGCCGUCGCCCCGAGAUGUCGUGCGGCCGAGUGCAGUGCGCCCUGGCGUUGCUCUCCAUCGCCCUGACAGUGCUGAGUGUCACCUCGGCGCCAGCACACGACAGGUACCGCGAAAUCCUGCAGCGAUCACUGGCCGCGGCGGGAGCCAGGAGUAAACCGGAGCUGACCAAGUACAGCCUGGCUCAGCUGUUGGCGGAAUUGGCCAACGCGGAGAACGAGGCGCUGGAGGCGGAGGACAUGGCCCGAGCAACCGCACAGGACGAAGUAAGGGUUGAAUUGGAGAGAUCGGCCAACCCCAACCUGGCGCAGAGAGAGCGCAAAGCGGGCUGUAAAAGCUUCUUCUGGAAAACCUUCACUUCCUGCUAACUCUGAGCAGCCCCCACCACCCCUCUCACACACACUCAUACACACACUUUCCCUGACCCCCACCCCUCCCAUCCCCACCCUACACACAAAGUUUUCCCGAUCCCCCGCCACACACACACACACACACAUUGUAUUUGUCUUACGCUACGUGGUCUGUUCUGAUUUUAACAUACUGUAAAUAAAACACAUGGUGAUGAUAAUUCAACCUAAUUUAUUGUGACAGAACCUUUAGAUGGGGUUGUGACUGUAUAGUUACCCACUCUUUCUGGCUAGAGGUGUAUGUAUUAUUUUUAAUUUGUAUGUCGCAAUGAAAUACAUGUUUGAAACUGAAA